CAUGGAGGCACCGGGGGGACUGAUAUGACAAAUCUUUCUUCUGUUCUGUCAUAUUUUUAAGUUUCUUGGUGCUACAUCUUUUUAUUACCAUUGUCUUCAUUACAACCACAAGUUGACCUUUGUUCUGUUAUGUCUCACUUUAUCUGUCGUUGCUCCUUGUUACCUCUUUCAUGGUCUCUUCUUUCCCUUUGUUAUAUAAGCUCAUGUUUUUCUAUCGUGGAGGUUCAAGGCCUUAUUGGAGGGAAGGAUGGUUUGCGUAUAACUUCGAUUUUCUGGUUACUUCACAUAUAUCUUGCUUGUUUUUUUUUAAUUAACUAAUGGCUAUUGUUUCUUGACCUUUGUGUUUGUUCUACAGAUAUCACUUCACUUCGUAGAUGUAAGAUAUGUCUUGUAAACGAGUUUGUUCUUCUAUCUUAUCCUCCCAUGCAAAAGGCUCGACAAAUUCAGCCCAAGACCCUACAUUUUAGUGGAGGAGGAUGCUUUGAUCGGCUGGUGAUGGUUUUGAUGGAUAGUUUUUGUCUUCUCUGCGCUACAUCUUCAGGUUUUGGAUGAUGCUUUUAUCGAUGAGAGUGAUCGCUUUAAUUGACACGCUUCUUCUCUGUGCUACUUCUUCAAAGGGUUUUGUUCUUCCUCUUAACACGUCUUUUACUUCUUUUUUUGUUUUGUUUCUUCGUUUUGCAGGUCUUUUGGAAGCAUACCAUGAUCCAAUCAUCACGCUUCUAAUCCAUGUUAUUGUCUUCAAGCGUUCUCAUGGGUUCCUUGCUUUAAACUCAUCUCUAUUUGCUUCUUUAUUGUCACUUUGGUUCGGUGGUUUUGUCUUAUCUUCUAGUUACAUAAAUAUUUUUUGUUUUGUUGGUUUACAUUUGUGGAGGAUGAUCCUGCGAUUGAUCGGUGAUGGCUUUGACUGAUCGUUGUCACUCUCUUACUCAUGUUGCUCUUCUAGAGUUUGGUUUCUAAAUUGAUCAUUCAAGGCUUUUUUAUUAUGUUCAUGCGAUUUUUAACUCUACUUGGCUCUGUUCAUUUUAGAUUGUGGAGGAGGAUGCUUUGAUCUGUUGGUGACAGUUUUGAUGGCUUGUAUUUGUCCUCUCUACGCUACAUCUUCAGAUCAUGAGGAACUUGGAUUACUGUGUGGGAUGUUCAAAGUGAAAAAACAAACAUUGUGGGAGCGUUUGAUUUCUGAGUUUAACUUCCAGGUCGUGGAAUGUCGAGAAUGUGGAGGUAGUUCCAUUUUGUUAACUUUCCAUCUACAGUAUUCUCUGUUACCUCGUUGGUGGUUUUUCUCUUUUCUUUGGAGGUAUGGUCAUUUUUUCUUCCCCUUUUCUCUUUUUCUCUUUCUGAUUUCAUGAUUUGCAUUUUUCUACCAUUUAAGUGCUAAUCACUUCUGUUUGGGAUGGUGUUUCUCUUUCUAUGUGAAUUUCAAUGAUGCAAGUAGAUGUUCUAUUUAGACUUGUUUGCCUAGAUUCCUUUCAAGUCUACAAGUUGUCUCAACAGGGCUGACUGAACUUGGUGGGGAUUCCAUCUUUUUGGGUUUAUUUGUCUUGGCGCCUUUGUCUGUCUGUUAUUUUCUUCUGAUUGUUAUAUGAUUACUGUGUAUUUCUAAGCUUUGAUUUCCUCAUUAGUUGCUGAUCUCAAUUGGUAUGUUUCAUUUUUUUUGGUUAUUAUUUGUCCUGUGUGUGUCUUCCAGCUGGAUUUCUUUCAUCCAUCACUUGACUCUAAUCUUUUGCAGUCUACUAACAGUCAGAUGAAAGAUGACCGUAAGUUCUUUUGUUAUAUGGGUUUGUACUUGUUACUUUGACCUUUUUAAGAUAAAUAUAUCUACUAACGUAGUUUUUGUAUUGAAUAUCUUGGAGUCUUUUACGACUGUUCUAGUCUGAGCUCAUCUUGUGCAGAAAGCUAGACAUGUUGAUUCAUGAGUCAUGAGUCAUGACCGUUGUUAACAACCAGUGAGGUGGCUUUUAUGUUGUGGUGUAGAUUACUUGUUGCACCUUGUAGUCAUAAAACGGCCAGUCUGCCACAAUGAACUUUCACUUUUCUAAAUUGCUUGGGUGGUCUUUUCUUAUUUACUUGUCUAUUUCUUGUUGAUUAAGAUUGUGGAGGAUGCUAUAAAUAUUGAUCGGUGAUGGCUUUGAUUGAUUGAGAUUGUGUCACACGUUUUCUCUUUUUGCCGGUGUCCUUUCUCCCACAUUCAGUUCCUAAGUAGAUUAUUUUUUCUGUAUGUUGAUACAGAUCGUGGAGGCAAUGGGAUUUCUAUGUUGAGUUGAAUGUGUCUUCUCGGCUAUCAUUUUUUGGUUUCUUCUGAUUUCUCUGUGCUGCAUCUUUUUUUGUUUUUUUCCCCCGAAUAACACAACUGCCUGUUAUAUCAACAAUCACCUCUGUUAUAUUCGGUCUCAGUUGAUCUUUGAUCUCUCGGCAUUCCAUGUUACCUCUUUGCCGGUUUCUUAUUUCUCUCUGUUUCCUUAUUAGGGUCUAUCUGUAAUUUUCUUCUGAUUGUUAUAUGUUUAUAGGGUAUUUUUAAGCUUUGAUUUCCUCAUUGGUUGCCGCAAGGAAUGAUCUCAAUUGGUAUGUUUCAUUUUUGUUAUUAUUUCUCUUCUGUGUGUCUUCCAGCUGGAUUUUUUAAUGUCUACUAACGUAGUUUUUGUAUUGAAUAUAUUGGAGUCUUUUAGGAUUGUUCUAGUAUGAGCUCAUCUUAUGCACAAAGCUAGACAUAUUCUUGUUACACAGGUUAACAGUAAGAUUUGGACAGUGCCAUUGGGAAGUCUUCAACAUUAUUUUGCCAUGUUAUAUGCUUGUGAUUGUGGUUUUUUUUUUUUUUUAAUGUGAAGUGUUUAAUCUUACUCUCAUAUGCUUUUGAUGGUGGUUUAGAUGCUAAUCACUUCUGUUUGGGAUGGUGUUUUCUCUUUCUUUGUGAGUUCAUUAUCCAUGAAUUUAUAUGAUGCAAGUAAAACUUCUGUUUGGACUUGUUUGCCUAGAUUCCUUUCAAGUCUACAAGUUGUCUCAACAGGGAUGAACUUGGGGCUUCCAUCUUUGGUUGAUUCAGGUGUAAUGAGCUUCUUUUUCCUGGGUUAGAUUCUUGGUAUUAAAGAGAAGUAAGCUGUGAAUUCCUCACUGGUUGCCUCUAGGAUUGAUCUCAACUGGUAUGUUUCAUUUUUGUUAUUGUUUUCUCCUCUGUAUAUCUUAUUGUAUUUUCCCAUGAUUUCUUCAUCAAUCAGUUUACUCUGAUCCUUUGCUGUCUACUCACAGUGAGAUGAAAGAUGAUCAUUACAUCCUUUUAAAAUGGGUUUGUACUUAUUUUCUGUCGUUUUCAUGAUGGAUGUGUUUACUUCAGUAGAGUUUUUGCAUUGAACAUCUUCAAGUCUGAGCUUUUCAGGUUUUCAUUCCUCUUUCCUUCUUGGAUCUUCUGCAAUCUGUUGAUUUAUAUAUUAUAUUGCCUGCAUUUUGAUUCCUCAUCUACCUCGUUCGAUUCGCAUUUUUGCUUAUGCCUGAUUCUUUUGUUAAGUCUUUUUUCAUAGAUAUUUCAGGUUACUACUUGGUUUCUUCCUUGUUUAUCCAUUUUGGUGUGCUACAUCUAUUCCUAGUUCUUUUUUUUUUUUUUUUAAUCUCAAUUUUAUAUGCUUGUGAUGGUAGCUAAUCUAUUUAUGAAUUGCUUCUCAUCAUAAUUGGUAUGUUGAGGAUGUGAAGGAGCCAGACUCCCUUUUUGAUUUUUUGGCAUCGAAGAUUGAAUUAGUAUUUAUAGAUUUGUUUUUUUUUCACUUCUUCUGUUUUGGUCACCAGUCACCACUAUAUUUGAGGGAGAUGUGAUCAGCUUUCCUUCCUUGUAGUCGCAGUUUUGGAUUCCUGCGUGUAGAUCUUUUGGUGUUUCUAAUGAUUGUAUCUAAUCUAAUACAGUAACAGACUGAUUCUGAUUAGUAAAUUAAAGUCUCAAAUCUUCCUUCCAUUGAAACGUUUGUUCAAACUUCAAAGUUCAAACUACACAAAGCGCACCGUUUAAGAAUUGUUCAUGGACAUAUCGACUUGGCCUGUUAUUUAAUUGAAUUAAUUGGGCCUAUAUAUGGAUUCGCACAAGACUGGGUUUGUAAAAGAACUGGCUAAUAGCAAGACACGUGGACUGACCCCAUAAAUUAACAAGUGGAGACCGCUUAUCAUAAGUGUUGGUUGGUUGGUUUGGUUGAGUCAAGAACCAUGGCUCUGUUUCAAGGGAAGGUGUCACUGUCCUCAAGUUAUUCGUCGUUUCAUUCUCUUCCGAGGUUAGUCGUUCCCAAGCCUCUUAGUAGCAGAGGCGCAGUGACAAGGUCCCGUUCGACUUGCAGAGCUUCGUGGCAAGAGCUCGCCGGAGUAUUGGUUUUCUCGGCGAUACCUUUCACGGCGGUUAAAGCAAUCGCGAACAGCUCAUUGGGAGAAUCUUUGCGGCGGAGAUUGGAAGAGAAAAAGAAAGAAGCCGUUGAGACUUCUUCAAGAUUCAAAGCUAAAGCUCAAAAGGCUAGAACCGACAGCAAGUGGUAUGGGGAAGAACGUCCCCGUUGGUUUGGUCCAAUCCCAUAUGAUUACCCGCCAUACCUUACAGGAGAACUUCCUGGGGAUUAUGGAUUCGACGUUGCUGGACUUGGCAAGGAUCGUUUCACUUUUGAUAAGUACUUCAACUUUGAAAUACUUCAUGCUCGUUGGGCCAUGCUUGCAGCGUUGGGUGCUCUAAUCCCUGAAAUAUUUGAUCUCACGGGAGCUUUCCAUUUUGCUGAACCUGUAUGGUGGCGAGUUGGUUACUCGAAGCUUCAGGGAGAAACGUUGGACUACUUGGGCAUUCCGGGGCUGCACUUAGCUGGAAGCCAAGGUGUCAUUGUAAUCGCCAUUUGUCAAGUACUCUUGAUGGUAGGACCGGAAUAUGCAAGAUACUGUGGCAUUGAGGCGUUAGAGCCACUGGGCAUAUACUUGCCAGGGGACAUAAACUAUCCCGGAGGGACGCUUUUUGAUCCCUUGAACCUCUCUGAGGACCCGGUAGCUUUUGAAGAUCUUAAGGUUAAAGAGAUUAAAAACGGGAGACUAGCUAUGGUCGCAUGGCUUGGAUUCUAUUCACAGGCUGCUUUCACUGGAAAAGGUCCUGUUCAAAAUUUUGUUGACUAUGUCUCUGAUCCCUUACAUAACAAUCUGGUAGCCAUGCUUCUUCAGACAUGAAGAGUCUACUAUGUAUGUACAUAUGUCAAAAAAAAAAAAGACAAUGCGUGAAUAUGUUUAACACCAUAUGUUACUUAGUACAUGAUAACUAUAACCAACACUUUAUCUAUUUCUAAAUACUAAAUCCUGUAAUUGGCAACUUGAGGAAUUUGUAAAAGAACAAUCAAUAGAAUGUGUAUAGUGUGUUGUUUUAA
Camelina sativa (false flax) is the source of this 5360-nucleotide messenger RNA. NCBI's taxonomy places the organism in Eukaryota, Viridiplantae, Streptophyta, Magnoliopsida, Brassicales, Brassicaceae. The record is from RefSeq and is a predicted model, not a curated record.